CAAAUAAUGAAUGUUGUGUUUUGCAGAAUGUCGAAGAAUGUGUCGAGCAGGAGCAGUCACAGAUCUUCGAUCCUUAAGGAUGUCCCAGAGAGGAAGCCUCUGGAAACCAUCGAAAGCAACCCAAGUCAGCGACGAUCUCUGAAGCGAGUUUCCUUCGCUGACACCAACACUAUCAAAGAGUUCCUGGCAUCGAUGGAGGCAGGAACAGUGUGGAACAACACAUACGAGACGCCAGCAUCAUCAGACACCUCCAGCUCAAUAGAAAUUAGCACAGUUGACAAAUCCAUGCGAUAUGAUGAUGUUGACGAUAAUGGGAAUAAGAGAGAGUCAUCGCUACACAUUAUGGGCCAGGCAGGGAUGUGCGUGCAAAAUGCUGACCACAGUACUAACACCGAAGAAUUUGUCAAGUCAUCUCUGAGUUGUGGUUUCCAAACAGCAGCAUUAGCAGCUAAUAUACUUCCCGAUGAUGAUGAAGCAGAAGAUUUUGUUUCUCAGUUCUUGAAUAUCAAAACUCGAACAGAUGCAUCAGUUUGUGAGUUGCAGUCAACAUCAGCUUCAGAUGCAAGAGAUGAUGCAGACACAUCUGACUCCAGUGAUUUUCUUGCUCAGUUCCUGGGCAUAACUCCCUCAUUCUCUAGUAGAGGUAACAUACACGAAAUAAAUACUAAGAAGACGGGUAGAGAGGAUUGUUUAACCCAAGAUAAUUUGACCCAGAAGUUCAGCACAGACAUGGAGAUGACCUGUACAAGUGAUGUGGCAAAGGUAAUCCAUGAUGGACAGACCCAGAAGUUCAGCACAGACAUGGAGACGACCUGUACAACAACUGAUGUGGUGAAGGUAAUCCAAGGUGAACAGACCCAGAAGUUCAGCACAGACAUGGAGACGACCUGUACAACAAGUGAUGUGGUGAAGCUAAUCCAAGGUGAACAGACCCAGAAGUUCAGCACAGACAUGGAGACAACCUGUACAACAACUGAUGUGGUGAAGGUAAUCCAAGGUGAACAGACCCAGAAGUUCAGCACAGACAUGGAGACGACCUGUACAACAAGUGAUGUGGUGAAGGUAAUCCAAGGUGAACAGACCCAGAAGUUCAGCACAGACAUGGAGAUGACCUGUACAACUAUUGAUGUGGUGAAGGUAAUCCAAGGUGAACAGACCCAGAAGUUCAGCACAGACAUGGAGACGACCUGUACAACAAGUGAUGUGGUGAAGGUAAUCCAAGGUGAACAGACCCAGAAGUUCAGCACAGACAUGGAGACGACCUGUACAACAAGUGAUGUGGUGAAGCUAAUCCAAGGUGAACAGACCCAGAAGUUCAGCACAGACAUGGAGACGACCUGUACAACAAUUGAUGUGGUGAAGGUAAUCCAAGGUGAACAGACCCAGAAGUUCAGCACAGACAUGGAGACGACCUGUACAACAAGUGAUGUGGUGAAGGUAAUCCAAGGUGAACAGACCCAGAAGUUCAGCACAGACAUGGAGAUGACCUGUACAACAAGUGAUGUGGUGAAGGUAAUCCAGGGUGAACAGACCCAGAUGACCAACACAGACAUGGAGGUGACAUUUCCAGCAAGUGAGGUGACAAAAGUACACGAAAAUAACCCAACUUGGAAGAUUGGGACAGGCAGAGACAUGACCUUUGGAACAGGUGAGGUGUCAAAGGUAAUUCAGAAGGAUGUGACACAGACCAUCACCACAGACAUGGAGCAGACCUAUGCAGUAGGCAAGCUAGGAAAGUUAAUCCAAGAUGAACAGACUUGGAUGGCUGAUACAGACAUGGAGAUGACCUAUCCAGCAAGGGAAGUGGCAGAGGUGAUCCAAAAUUAUCCUAUUCAGAUCAGAACACAGAGAGAGAUGCCUUGUACAGCAAGCACUGUGACAAGGCUAACCCAAGAUGAACAGACUCGGAUGAUUGAUACAGACAUUGAGAUGACUUACCCAGCAAGAGUGGCAGAGGUGAUCCAAAAUGAUCCAACCCAGAUUGGAGCAGACAUGGAACUGACUUGUGGAAUGAGCCAGCUAAAUAAAACUGGAAAUGAACUGUUGCAGACUGGUAUGAACAUUGAACCUACUUUUUCAAUUAGUCAAGUACCUCAGAUUGGCCAGCCUAAUCUGACCAACAUGAUAAGUAUAAAUACAGAAAAGACUCAUCCAGUUAGUCAGAUAGAGUUAUCCCAAAGUAAACUAGCACAGAUCAGCACAAACAUUACAAUGGCUUCCGCAGAGACUCGCAUAGCAAAGACAGCACAGGAUGACCUGUCCCAUAAGCAUAGUACAGUUAUAAAGGCUCCUGGUGCAGCAAAUCCCGAUGGUAAGCUUGAAGAUGACCCUAUCCAAAGAAUGACAAAAAUGGAGUCUAGUUCUCAGCGUAAGAACUCGAUCAUUGCAUCUUUGCUGGAGAAGAAGGAAUUGUUUCUCCCAAGUUCCACUUAUGACAUGUCUGGGUGUUCUCCCCAGACUGUUAUUUUGGAUUCAGAUAGGUGUAGAAGUACUGCAAAUGAUGACUGUGUACAAAAUGCAGGUGGUGAGGCUGCUGCUGUCACCACUUUGAGUCUCUUGAGCUCUCUCUACACUAACAAAAGUUCUGAAAAUGAGAUCAUACAGCCUUGCCGUAUUGAAGAUGCACAUGAGAUGCACGAACAUGAUGUUAGUCACUCCGAGCAUGAUGUUAAUCAGGUGAAGGAUUCUGGAGAAGUAUCUUGCACUUCAUUGCAUGUAAAUCUGCAAACUCCUGUGCAUCCUGCAUCUCCCUCUUACAGUAACCUAGCCUCUCCAUCCCAUACUGCUAAUAGCUCAUCCUCCCUAUCCCACACUGCUAAAAAUCUAUCCCCUCCAUCCUGCACUGCUAAAAAUACAUCCUCUCCAACCUCCACUGCUAAAAGUACAUCCUCUCCAACCCCCACUGCUAAAAAAACAUCCUCUCCAUCCCCCACUGCCCUUAACCCCUCUCAGAUUUGUCCCUCACUGGACAGUAAUGGCUGUGAGAGAACGGUUUUGGCUGAUAAAGAAAACAGUGAAGAAAUGUUGGAUGAUAUUAACCUUUCACUUGUCAGCAUGGCAGACAACAGUACUGACAGCUGUUCUUCAGUCAGUGAUGUAAACAGUCAUCCCUUGCUUUCAUCUGUGCCAAGCGGAAAGGCAUCAGAGUCCAAGUCCCAAGGAACACGAGGCAAUAGAAUCGACAACCAUAGGUCAUUAGUUGCCGAAGGUGAUAUUGAAAUGGAUCCACUGACAACAUCCAUCAUAAAACUAGCCAGCAUGAUGCAGAUCAGUCAGUCUUGUUCACUCAUGCUGUUGAAAGAUACACCGGCAAUUGAGAGUGUUGAUAGUUUGGUGAAGAGUCGUUCUUUUACAGCCUUGAACAUGACUCCUAUAUCACUCAAUCGGUCAAAGGAUUGUCAUAAGGAGCUGUACGUGGUAGGCUCAUCCUCACAGGCUGAACCAGGAGAAGGAUCACACAUAUCCAUCUCUAACUUGGCAGUAUCAUUUACUGAUGAAAAACAGACGUCAGGUCUAUUGAGUGAUUUGCACACAUCCAUCCCUGCUGACCAAAUUGCAGCAUGCAUCCAAGAACAACCGAAUCAUGCUGAGAAGAAUAAAAUGGAAUCUGCAUCCUAUCUUUCACCAGUUGAGAUUACAGAGCAAGAGAAUGAGAUUUCAACGAGCAUGAUGGCACUCAACAUUGUACAGCAGAAGUGUGAUAGUGGAUGUUGUCUCACCUCUGGCUCUAUCUUCAACCCACCUAGUGGACGUUCAUGGAUUGUACAGGAGGCAACAGAGAGAGAGAUACGUCUGCAGUUAAAAUACAGUCCUCUGGAGCUCAUUUUAAAAGGAAUUCCAUCUGGCAGCCACUGGACCAUCACUAGUGCCAGCUGGCACCCACAGCCUUCAGAGGUUGAAAACACGUACGGGAAGCUGAUUUUGAAUACCCUAGGCUGCCGUGUAGGCGCAGCCAUGAUUGAAUUGUGUGGCUUGACCUUGUGUGGGAUGGGUGAUGCCCUUGUCAAAGUUUUCAACGCCAACCAAGACAUCAUCAAGUUGAUGGUGGAACUGCAGGUGCUGUCUGCAUCAUACCUGACCACCUUUACCCCAGACAGUGUGAUGGUGACACAUUUCAGUCAGAAAGCCCACGUUAGUCUGGACGUGAUGGUCCGCCUGGAGCCACCACAACCCACCCCUGACAAGCUUUACACACUUCACCCAUCAGCCUCUAUUACAAUAGGCAACCUCAGGCUCCAGACCGUGGAAGAAGUAAUGGCUGGGGUUGGUCCAGGACCACAACAGCUGUUAAGGAUGAUGCAUGCAGUCAACUCCCUAGUGCAGAGUCUGCCAUGCAGAUUUUAACACCUUCCACGUCCUUCCCUAUGUCCUCAAAUUUCUCCUGGCCAAUACAUCACAUCUACAUUCAAGCAACUGUCCUCGACACACAAGUCUUUUCCUCCUGGAAUAUAGUAUUUUCAUCUCUAAAACCAGAACAGUUUUUUUUUUUCUUUCUUUCUUUCUUUCUCCAUCCCAAUUUCUUAUGGAUGAACAUUACUGUUUUCUUCAUACUAUGUCCCAAAUUUGUGCUUGGUAUUUUCAUCUCUAAAACCAGAACAGAGUUUUUUUUUUCUUUCUUUCUUUUUUUCUCCAUCCCAAUUUCUUAUGGAUGAACAUUACUGUUUUCUUCAUACUAUGUCCCAAAUUUGUGCUUGGUACUUAUUUUUGACACCAAAAAUAAAAAUGGAAAAAAAAUUUGUCACCCAAAUUAGGCAGCAAAGGUCUGUUUUCCUUGCUCAGUUUUAGUAAAAAAGGUUUAUUAUUUUUUUGUUUUAUUAUUAUCACACUGGCCGAUUCCCACCAAGGCAGGGUGACCCGAAAGAGAAAAACUUUCACCAUCAUUCACUCCAUCACUGUCUUGCCAGAAGGGUGCUUUACACUACAGUUUUUAAACUGGAACCUAAAAACUGCAACAUUAAAGGAAUCCUUACUGAAAUUUUGUUAGUUAUCCAAGGUCAAUAAAGAAUAACUGGAGUUGCAAAAGAAUGUUU
Cherax quadricarinatus is the source of this 5030-nucleotide messenger RNA. The record is from RefSeq and is a predicted model, not a curated record. NCBI's taxonomy places the organism in Eukaryota, Metazoa, Arthropoda, Malacostraca, Decapoda, Parastacidae.